Messenger RNA from Melitaea cinxia (Glanville fritillary), 2043 nucleotides. RefSeq names its product tubulin--tyrosine ligase-like protein 12 (gene TTLL12). The record is from RefSeq and is a predicted model, not a curated record. The transcript has a single exon. NCBI's taxonomy places the organism in Eukaryota, Metazoa, Arthropoda, Insecta, Lepidoptera, Nymphalidae. Gene Ontology annotation, biological process: protein modification process. Bases 125 to 1972 code for a protein of 615 amino acids.
AUGUAUAUUUUCUUCCAAACGUCAGCUUUUCCUUUAGCUUAGCAGCCCUGCUUUGACAUUUUAUAAAUAUUCUCGUGCUGAACUUUAAAAUUGUAAAGUUAUUUUUUCUUUUACAUUCAGUAAAAUGGAUGGAAUAUCUAGUUACAGUGCAUUUUUAGCAGCUCAUAAGCCGCAACUUGUAUUAUCCGGAGUUCCAGAACACUUUUGGGGGAUUUUGUGUAAGAAAAUAAAAGAUCAAAUAUUCGAUUCCGGUUCAGCUUUUCAGUUGGUAAAAAUUGAUUAUGAUGAAGAAGAAAGAGCCCCGUAUGAUCCUUUAUGGAGUGUCAUGGCUAUCCGGGAUAUAGAUCGAAUGAAUUCUAGUCAUAUUUACCUUAUCGACCAUGCUUGGACAUUUAAGGCAAAUAGUAUUAAAAAUAACCUAAGAAAUGUGCCGGUCCUUUUAGAAAGAAUGUGCAAUCUUAUUCAGGCUACAUCUGAAACAACGGAAGAAAAAAUUGAAGAAGUUUGUCAGCGCAUAUGGAAAUAUGCAAAUACCUAUUCUGUUGAAAGUGAAGAUCUUUCAGUUGAAGAUAGAGUGCCUGUAUGGUAUGUGAUGGAUGAAUUGGGUUCCGGAAUCACUCACUCAGAUAAUCCAAAUUUUCGUAUUGUUCCAUUCAUGUACAUACCAGAACAAUUAACAUACACAUUACUGUUUCCUAUUGAAAAUGUUGAAGAAGGUGAUAUCAUAACGAGGAACUUUGUUGAAGGACAUUACUCUGAUGCGCGUCAAAGAGAAGCUAUGCUUAUUCCUUGGAGUUACUAUGAACAUUUUGAUAGUGAUUUCAGUCAGGAAGAACCAGAUGCAAAUUAUUUUUUGGAAGGUCAUAUUGUUGAAUCGCUUCCAGAUUUAGAAAUAUUACGUGUAAGAGAAAUUACCCCUACUAAAUUAAAAGUAUUUUCUGAAUAUGUAUUCAUUAACCAAUAUUUGACUGCAACUGAAUUUGAAAUAGUUGAUAAUGAGAGUGCUGCUGAUAUUUUGUGGUACACUAGCCACUUUAAAACUUUUAGAGAAUUAAGUGUGGGUUCACCGCAUAAAUUUGUAAACCAAUUUCCUUUUGAAUAUGUGAUAACGAUUAAAGAUCUUUUAGCUAUAAUUGCACGAAGAGGUCAGAAACAAAGUAGUGAUGAAGAUAAACUGGAAACAUUGCCCGCGUGGCUUCCAACAACUUUUAAUAUGAAAACAGAAUUACCUAAAUUGGUAUCAUAUUACAUGCAGAGGAAAAAGCAGGGUUUAGAUAAUCACUGGAUAUGUAAACCAUAUAACCUUGCUAGAGGUUUGGAUACUUAUAUUACCAACAAUUUGGACUUUCUGUGCCGCCUUCCAUUGUCUGGUCCUAAAGUAGCUCAGAAAUACAUUGAAAACCCUGUGUUGUUUGAUAGACUAGAUGUAGGGCUAGUUAAGUUUGAUGUGCGCUAUGUGGUUUUAUUAAAGUCAGUUAAUCCUAAUGAAGCUUAUGUAUAUAAUAACUUCUUCCUUAGACUUUCAAAUAAAGCAUUUACACUUGAUAACUUUGAUGAUUAUGAAAAACAUUUUACUGUUAUGAAUUACAGCCAACAGCAAGGUGUCUCACUAUUUAAAUUAUUGUGUAAUGAUUUUAAAGAAGCUUGGUCAAAACAAUAUCCUGAUUACAGCUGGAAUGAAGUAGAGAAGUCAAUUUUUCAGAUGUUUGCUGAUUUAUUUAAGUCGGCAACAGCAAAAGAUGCCCCAUGUGGUAUAGCAAAAAGCCCACAAUCUAGAGCAUUGUACGCAGCAGAUAUUAUGCUUUCUUGGGAUGAAAAGAAUGGGGAAAAAUUGAUACAGCCCAAAUUAUUAGAAGUUAACUGGAUGCCAGACUGUCGUAGAGCUUGUGAAUAUUAUCCAGAUUUUUACAAUGAUAUCUUUUCUGUUAUGUUUUUGGACAAAGAAGUAAAUACCUGCACUAGGGUUUUGUAAACUUGAGAAGAGAAUGUUGUUACAAAUAUUUUCUACCUAAAUUAUUUACCCAUUAAAUGGUAAAAGACACA